UACAAAAACAACCUGUGCAGAUCAGUACAUUCAUAAAUGUGAAGCAAACCACCCGACCAUCAUGUUUGGCACUAAGAGGCAGUGAGAAUGCCUGGCCACGCUCCAGCCACCGGGCGAUCCUGGACUCUCCCGCUUGGAGCUUAAUGGAUGUAACCGGGCAGCUACCAGUCUAUAUGUCUUCUGUAAAUGAUCCUCCAAGGGCUUACCUGUAGCUGUGCUGUCAUGCUCCCAGGAAUAAUCACAAGAUUAAAGAAGAAGUCCCAGUCGGUGGAUAUUAGCGGGCCAGGAUGUAACCCAGUGGCAGCUGAAGCUCAGACACCUCAGCCCAGUAAAUCUUCGCUUGCCACUAAGACAGCCACUUCUGAGGAGGAACAGAACAACACUGCAAAUACACAGAGGCGCAAUCCGCGGAGGAGUGAGCUGAAGAGAUAUUACACCAUCGACACUGGCCAGAAGAAGACCCAGGACAAGAAAGAUGGUCGGCGAAUGUCUUUUCAGAAGCCCAAAGGGACUCUUGAAUAUCCUGUGGAAUCAAGAGAUACGUUAAACAGUAUUGCCCUGAAAUUUGAUACAACACCCAAUGAACUGGUCCAGUUAAAUAAGCUUUUCUCCAGAGCAGUCGUUCCUGGACAGAUUUUGUAUGUUCCUGACCCAGACUACAUUUCUAGUGUGGACAGCUCCCCUUCUCUAAGUCCUAUAAGUCCCUUAUCACCUACAUCAUCAGAAGCAGAGUUUGACAAGGCUACAGUCAAUGAUCCAGAUGGAGUCCAACGAAAAGAGCCAGCUGCUUCACCAGCACAUUCGGGUGUUCGUCCUACAAGAGUGGUAUCCUCCACCUCUGAAGAGGAGGAAGCAUUUACAGAAAAAUUUCUCAAAAUUAACUGCAAGUACAUCACUAAUGGCAAGGGAACAGUCAAUGGUGUGCUGCUAGUGACGCCAAAUAAUAUAAUGUUUGAUCCUCAUAAAAUGGAUCCUCUGGUCCAAGAGAACGGCUGUGAAGAGUAUGGCAUCAUGUGUCCAAUGGAAGAAGUGAUGUCAGCUGCUCUGUAUAAGGAGAUCGUGGACAGCAAAAUUAAGGAUUCGUUAACCAUAGAUAUAGAACGUCUGUCUAUGAGGGAGCUUUGCCAUGCCAAGAAAGCUGCAAGGAGCAAUACGGAUGAAAUGGAGUCAAGGAUUCGGGACACAGGCAAYGACAGUGCUAGUACUGCCCCCAGGAGCACAGAGGAGUCCCUUUCGGAAGACGUGUUCACGGAAUCAGAACUCUCUCCCAUACGUGAGGAACUCGUUUCUUCAGAUGAACUUCGACAAGACAAAUCUUCUGGGGCAUCAUCGGAAUCUGUCCAGACAAUAAACCAGGCUAGCGCAGAAUGUUUAACCGUCAUUUCAGAUUCAAGUGAAGCUCCUGGUGACUUAAAAUCUAGCGCUGAACUGACUGUAGAUGUUAAACAGUUUAGUACUCCCAGUCUCUGUUCAGAAACUGCUAAAACGUCUCUAAAGGAAGAACAAGAAUCUAGUGAAACUGUUGCUGACUCCCUUCAACAGUCUUCGCAAGAAUCACAUCGCGGUGAAAAGCAGGGCACUCGGGCAGAAGACCAAGAUUCCACACAAGGAAAUGACCCGAAGGGGGAGAGUAAGGCAGGAGGGGAAUGUUGCCCUUGUGAAGGUUCCACAGGCUCUGAAAAGAAAGAGACAACUAGCAAAGGAAAACUGGUGCAAGAGCCAACUCAAAACUUGGAGACAGAAGUCGAAGAACUUCGAAAACUCUGGAAGACCCACACUAUGCAACAAACCAGGCAGCAGAGAGAGCACUUGCAGCAUGAUGCACAGAAGGAAAUGAGUCAGAAGACCAUGGCUGUGGGAGAUGGGCAGCUAGAAGGUUCUGGUGUAAUGAAAGAAAAACGAAGACAUCGAUCACACAAGUUCUUGCGUCUCAAGGUUGGAAAACCCAUGAGAAAAACAUUUGUUUCCCAAGCAAGUGCAUCAAUGCAACAGUAUGCACAGAGGGAUAAAAAGCACGAGUACUGGUUUGCUGUUCCACAAGAAAGGACAGACCACUUGUAUGUCUUCUUUAUCCAGUGGAGUCCUGAGAUAUAUGCAGAGGAUACUGGAGAAUCUAUUCGAGAACCUGGAUUUAUAGUAAUAAAAAAGAAUGAGGAGGCUGAAACUAGUGAAGAAGCUACUGCUGAAGAAGCUGCUAAAGAGUGGGAGGUAGUAUCGGUGGCUGAGUAUCACUGCAGGAUCGAUGCUCUAAAUAGCGAAGAACUGCGCACACUCUGCAGACGUCUCCAGAUAACAACAAGAGAAGAUACCAACUCAAAACAGGCAGCAAAUAUCAAAACAGACCUGGAGCCUGAAGCAUUCCGGCCAAAUCUUAGUGAUCCGAGUGAAUUACUACAACCAGAGCAAAUAGAAAAGCUCACCAAGUCUCUUCCACCACGGACCAUUGGAUAUCCAUGGACUCUUGCCUACAGUACUGCGAAGCAUGGCAUGAGCUUGAAGACUUUGUAUCGAACAAUGCUGGGCUUAGACACACCAGUAUUGCUGGUUAUCAAGGACAGCGAUGGCCAGGUUUUUGGUGCACUAGCAUCUGAACCAUUUAAAGUGAGUGAUGGCUUUUAUGGCACCGGAGAGACAUUUCUCUUUACAUUCUCUCCAGACUUUGAGGUUUUCAAAUGGACAGGAGACAAUAUGUUCUUCAUCAAAGGUGACAUGGACUCCCUUGCUUUUGGUGGAGGCGGAGGGGAGUUUGCUCUGUGGCUUGAUGGCGAUCUCUACCAUGGAAGAAGUCAUUCAUGUAAAACAUUUGGAAAUCAUACACUUUCUAAGCGAGAAGACUUCAUUAUUCAAGACAUAGAAAUCUGGGCUUUUGAAUAAGUAUAUAACUGUUUCUGCAGGGUCUUGUCCCAAACCUGACACGAAUCAGUGCAGCACAUCCCGAGGAGCAAUAUAACAUUCUGUUCUACGUUUUUUUUCUUUGCUUUCUCUUGUUUUCUGCGUGGCCAUCUAAUUAUAAUUUUGAAAUAGUAGACUUGUUAUUUUCUCACACCUGUAAAAUAUGGUCCUACUUUUCUAAGCUGUAGACACUUUUAAGAAGCAUAAACCUCAUGGACUAAAAGUGAGCGUAAGUUGCUUUGAACCUCACAGUCUACAAAAUUUCUCACCCUCUCUACAGCUGCCUCCCAAGUUGCCCACACACCUUUCUUCAGUGCUGCCAGGGGGCUGUUUCAUUCAAUAAAGGCUAUUAUUUUUGUAUUCAAAUUAUAUCUAUGAAUGAAGCUGCCCUCCAUGAACCUACAUAAGAAGAAAGCUGUGUGUGAGUGUUACAGAGCUUGGUCUGGACCACUGAUGGGUAAUUUCAUCCGGUGCCACAAGAUAAGAAGCUUAGCAUUCCUUCUUAAUACAUACCAGUAUGCAUAUGGUCAAGUUAGAAGGUAUAUCCAAAGUCAACAGUGCCACUUGUCAUGUUUAUUGUURUUUAUGUUUAGAAAAAAGUCAGUUAAACAAUACAGUAAGUGCUCUAACUGCAUGCUGAUUGUGUUAGAGUGUUUUGCACAUGCUGUUAAUGAUCUGUAGGUUUGGGACAAAUGCUGAAAAUGUUGAGCUACGUGGCAAGGACUUACAAAAUAGCAAGGGAGCGUAAGAAUGUGACAGUUCCACAAAUGUAAAAGGCUAAAGCAAGUGAAACUCGAACAAUUUGUAGCUAUAGUAGGGCAUUAAAAGUACAAAGAUGACGAAACAGAUGCAUCUUUCUUCAACAUAAAGUGUCAGAUAUAUACUGUUAUACUGUUGUAGCUGUGUAGCACAUCAAUUCCAAGAAUAUAGCUUAUUCCUGUCCAAAGAAAAAAUAGUUGUGAUGUUUUUGAGUGGAUCUAUGUUGUAAAUUUACAGUUAGCACCAGCUCUGAUUAAAAUGAGAUAAUGUACUAUAGGUAGACAAUAUUGUAAUUCUGUAGACUUGUGGAAUAUGCAAACUUACUGUCAUGUGACCUCAAGAAAAUGACAGGCUAGAAUACAGUUCCAGUAGCUCUUGUCCACUUUCGUAGGAAAUCGAUAAGCCUUUGUGGCAAUAACAGCUCAACAAAACUGUUUGUUUCAAAGCUUCUAUUCUAUGUUCUGCAAAAACAAAAAGAAAAAAAAAUUGCUGUUAAGUGUGACAGUGACUGACUUUGUGCUGAAAUUUCAGCUAUUUCAGAUGAACAUUGUAUAUUAUCUUGUAAAUUAAUGUUUAAAGUAGUUUUGUUAUUAUAGAAAAGUGUUGAUUGACGGGUUGCUAAUAGCACUUUAAAUUAUUCUAGAAAUGGAAUAAAAGCCAAAUGGGUUGGCUUAAGUAGAUGUAGUUGUAUAUUUCAAAAUAUUUAGAUCUUGGAAAAGUUUUAAAAACUUACUUGAAGGCCUACUGCUAUGUUAAAGAAAAAGGGCAAAUGUUUCAUCAUAUAUGCUAAUGCUCAAUAUGAAUAGAAAUACAGGGCUUUGUUUCCUGUCUCUAUGUAUAGCUCUUUACCCUUAUUAGAACUUAGUAUAAUGUGUAGACUAAAUGUUUACAAAAUAAGGAACUGUAAAUAAAAAUGGCUCUUCUCCCCUUUGGUCUUCCA
Messenger RNA from Nothoprocta perdicaria, 4591 nucleotides. It is a transcript of the gene OXR1, whose product is annotated as oxidation resistance 1. Gene Ontology annotation, biological process: response to oxidative stress. NCBI's taxonomy places the organism in Eukaryota, Metazoa, Chordata, Aves, Tinamiformes, Tinamidae. The transcript has 17 exons. Gene Ontology annotation, cellular component: nucleus. The record is from RefSeq and is a predicted model, not a curated record. The coding region runs from base 187 to 2874 and encodes 895 amino acids.